Scatophagus argus is the source of this 5238-nucleotide messenger RNA. Its product is annotated as kinesin-like protein KIF23. Gene Ontology annotation, biological process: microtubule-based movement. Bases 116 to 3001 code for a protein of 961 amino acids. The record is from RefSeq and is a predicted model, not a curated record. Gene Ontology annotation, molecular function: microtubule motor activity; microtubule binding; ATP hydrolysis activity. The transcript is spliced from 23 exons. Gene Ontology annotation, cellular component: microtubule; nucleus; kinesin complex. NCBI's taxonomy places the organism in Eukaryota, Metazoa, Chordata, Actinopteri, Scatophagidae.
GCACUGUGAUUGGUUGAAAUAUCAGACACUCGGAAAAACGUUUCAUGGCUGAAUUUUUCAAAUCGAGAAGAGGCGGUCUUGUGUGCAGCGGAAAGGAAGUUUAACAACACCAACAAUGCAGAGACCAGGCAAAGGGAAGACUCCUCGGAGACCUGGCCCAAAAAAGCCAUCUAACACAGAGAAAGAUCCUGUUGGAGUGUACUGCCGUAUACGUCCACUUGGAGGAGAAGAUGAGGAAUGUUGUGUUGAAAUGAUCAGCAGCUCCACUAUUCAGCUACAUGCUCCUGAUGGCCUUAAAGCCAACCGCAAUGGGGAAUACAAAGAGACACAGUACACCUUUAAAAAAGUGUUUGGUAUUAAUACCACUCAAAUGGAGCUGUUUGAGGAAGUUGCCAAGCCACUGAUAGAGGACCUCAUUCACUGUAAAAACGGUCUGCUGUUUACAUAUGGUGUUACUGGAAGUGGUAAGACCUUCACCAUGACCGGCUCACCUGGGGAAGGUGGACUCCUCCCACGCUCUCUAGACAUGCUCUUCAACAGUAUCAGCCCCUUUCAGGCCAAAAGAUUUGUGUUUAAACCAGAUGACAAAAAUGGGAUGGAGAUCCAGAAUCAAGUUGAUGCUCUCCUGGAGAGACAGAAGAGAGACAGUCAACAGUCGGUGCUGAAAACGCCAUCCUCCAGGCAGAGGGCUGAUCCUGAGUUUGCAGAUAUGAUCAGCUCAGAGGAGGCAUGCAAAUCUGAAAAUGUGGAUGAAGACUGUUGUUACAGCGUUUUUGUGUCCUACAUCGAAGUCUACAACAACUAUAUCUAUGAUCUCCUUGAAGAUGCUCCUUUUGACCCAAUCAAACCAAAACCACCUCAAUCCAAGAUUCUUCGCGAAGAUCAGAAUCAUACCAUGUAUGUGGCCGGCUGUACAGAAGUGGAGGUAAAAUCUACGGAAGAGGCUUUUGAGGUCUUUUGGAAGGGACAAAAGAAAAGGAGGAUAGCCAACACACAACUCAACCGUGAAUCCAGUCGCUCCCACAGUGUGUUCACGGUAAAACUGGCCCAGGCGCCGCUUGAUGCUGAUGGGGAUCACAUUCUUCAGGACAAAAACCAAGUGAACGUGAGCCAGUUGUGUCUGGUGGACCUGGCAGGCAGUGAACGCACCAACAGGACCCGAGCAGAAGGAAGCCGUCUCCGCGAAGCAGGUAAUAUUAACCAGUCCCUGAUGACUCUGCGCACGUGCAUUGAAGUACUGCGUGAAAACCAGAUGUGUGGCACUAAUAAGAUGGUGCCAUACAGGGACUCUAAAGUUACACAUCUGUUUAAGAACUACUUUGAUGGAGAAGGAAAAGUCAGGAUGAUCGUGUGUGUCAACCCUAAAGCUGAUGAUUAUGAUGAAACUAUGCUGGUGAUGCGCUUUGCAGAGAUGACACAGGAGGUGGAGGUGGCACGGCCAGUUGACCGGCCAAUCUAUGGCCUUCCCGCAGGACGCAGACACAGAAACCAGGCCUUCAGGGAUGAGCUGGAACGACGGCUGGAAGAGCGAGGAGGUCCCACUAAUGCCGUGGAUGACCCAGUUCAGCUCAUAGAAAGCCUUCCGGCUCUGCCUCCCUGUGAGCUGGUGGACCCAGCUGAUGAUCAGACGUUGCCCCGCCUGAUUGAGGUGCUGGAAAGGAGACAGCGUAUCCGCCAGAUGAUGACUGACCAGUUCAACAAAACUGCUGGUACGCUGAAGUCCAUGCUUCAGCAGCUUGACAGUCAGCUCAAUGCAAAGGAGACAUUCCUCCACGAUCAACGAAGCAAACUGAGCGAGAAAGACAAAGUCAUCGUCAACCAGAGGACAGAGAUCGACCGAUUAGAGAAAAAAUCCAAAACGCUGGAGUAUAAGAUCGAUAUCCUGCAGAAGACGACAGAGAUGUACGAGCAGGACAAACGCUCACUUGAGCACGAGCUGGAGACUCGGGAGCAAAGGCUACAGAGAGAGCUGUCAGAGAGGAGGCGCGUGGAGCAGCGCAUGCAGGGCAUUGUGACAGACACCAAACUCAAGUGGGAGAAAGAGUGUGAGAGGCGAGUGAACGCCAAGCAGCUGGAGAUGCAGAACAAGUUGUGGGUGAAGGAUGAAAAGCUGAAGCAGCUUAAGGCCAUAGUGACGGAGAGCAGCGGCGGCUGUCCCUCUGAGCGCCCGGCGAAGCCUGAAAGGCCUUCAAGGGAAAGGGAUCGCAACAUUGCCCAGAAGAGGUCACCAUCACCACUUCCUGACUUGAGCCAAACUCCUUUCCACCAAAAUCAAGCCAAUGUUAGGGCAGUUCAGGACCUUUACCCCUCGUCCUCCUCCUCCUCCUCCUCAUCUUCAGCCUAUCCUUCAGUAGCCUCCUCCAUCUCUAAAUGGGAGCAGAGGUUCCCUGUAGACUCAGCCAGCCAGGCUAGACAUCCUGGGACUCCCCAGCACAGGAGCCGGACUCCCGCCCCAUGCCAAGGCACCAGCAGCGUGGGUCGCAGGAGAGGCCAGCGCUGGGCCCCAGAGACUGAGGCCCCUGCUACGACUCUUGUCUAUGGGUUAGACCUAGAGGCAGGCAAAAGGAUGGCUCCUCCAGUUCAUCCAACGCACAGGCGCUCACACUCUGCGGGUGGGGAGAAAUGGGUAGACCACAAACCGCCUUCUAAUUUGGACCUAGACACUGUCAUGCAGCCAAUCAUACCCAAUGCAAUCAAGGUGUCGACCCCCAAUGAGAAAGCUCUGUCUAAAUGCCACAAGUAUGUGCUUAGACAUCAAGAGCUUGCCUCCGACGGGGAGAUCGAAACCAAACUGAUCAAGGGUAAUGUUUUUAAGACCAGAGGUGGAGGACAAGCUGUGCAGUUUACUGACAUUGAGACACUAAAACAGGAGUGUCCAACAGCACCAAGUCGCAAGAGGCGGUCGGGGUCUGCAGAAAGACCAGCUCAGAAGGAGGACAUCGAGAACAGGGCUCCGGUGACGAGCACUGGCCAUGCGUAUCAAAAACGCAGAAAGCCCUAAGCUGCUGUAUAUAUGGAGAUUCUUGCCUGACCGUCAAAACAUUGAGAGGGCCGCCAUGUGAAACUAUGCAUCUUUUUCGCCGUUAUAUCCGAUCUUGCUACAAAUUAUUCAGGUGCAAUUAUAAUUUAAUAAUAGCCAAAAUGUCACCGAUUUAGAUAGUGUAGGAGAUUUCUCUUGUAUCAGUUGGAUUAGUGAGCUUUUUGAAUGCUGGAUUUAUUACCUCUGAAAGACAUGGACAUAUUAAAUAGCCUUAUAUAAAUUCUGUGAUAAAUGUAAUGUCUUUUUACUUUUUUUUUUUUAUCUCCUCUUGUUGCUACCCAAAGAUUGAAAUAGUCGAGCUUGAGAACAAUAGAAACUGCUUUUUUCUUUAGUUUCAGUGCUUUUUCCCAAGGUUUAUUCAUUUAUGUUACACUGAGCAUAUGGCUGAUAACAAAAAUAGCGCAGAACAGAGUUGUUUUAGAAUUGCCGUGUGUCUAUGUCAAAGUUCAACUGUAAAUAUACAACUGUAGAGAAGGUUUUGCGGAACUCAAUCUAUCUGUAAAUAAGUAUUAGACACUUUUUACCUCUGUUUAUUGAAACAACUCCAGAGGUUUGUAGCACACUCUAUUUUUUGGUGGCAUUAAAUUUAUUCCAACACCAAGUCGCUCCAUAAUGAUUUCUUAACCCAUAAAGACAAAACUGUAGGUGUCUCCUGUCAGACAAUGUCCAACAGAUAGCACUUUUUUCUGUAGCCAUGCUAAGGAAGGUUUUUCCGUGACUCUGAUGAGAGUAGAACAGACAUAUUUGGUUUGUUAAAUUUUGUUUAAUAUGCUUGAACUAAAUCAAAAAGAAAUGUCUGUGUACAAGCACUCGUACGACGGAAUAACAGUUUUGACGAUAUUUGUUCGCGUGAAGAAAUAAAUUGCAUGUGUUAUGCUGGAAAAUUAUGCCUAAUGGCAAAGGGGUCUGUCUCUCACAAGGUUGAGAGGCUAAACUCCACAAGCUGGAGGUCAAACACAAUAUUUCCUUUGACAUUUCGUCAAAGCCACAAUGACCCACUCAGCCCGAAGUCAAAGGCUCUCUUUAAGGCAGAGCGCACAGUUUGCCUUGCUGACAGGUAGACACUUUAUCCCUGUUUGUGCAACAUUUUAGGCCUGUCAACAUGUGAGAAAUGUCAAACCAAACGGAUAGAAGUGCACACUAGCAAGUCUGUAUUUAUUUUUUUUCUCACCACCCCUAAAAUCAUGUGGACUGGAUCUCUCUGCUUGCACUCUGGUUGUGCGAAAUUCCACCAAGAUGUUUCAAAAGCUUUGAGGAUGUUGGUGUUUUUGGAUGAGAAAUUACGGAUACAAGCAUCGAAGAACAGUGUGUCAGAUCCAAUAAAAAGUACUAAUUCUGAAUAGUAAGUCCGAUCAAUAACAGCUAAUUCAUUCAUUCAGUUCUUCAGGGUGACCGUAUUUAUUUGAUGUUCAGUUUCACAAAGCCUCAUUGAUGCAAGUGUACUGUGCUGUAAUAUGAGAAAAUGUUUUGGGAAGUUCAAUCUGAGCUUUGUUACAGACGAGACAAUUUAAAUACACCUUCAAACCGAACAAUCGCUUAUCUCUCACCUUCCAUUGUUAAUUAGUGAGGCUGUUUGUAAAACUAAUAUUACUGUGGUGAAUCAGUUGACAUGCAGUGAGUUUAUCAACAUUAAUUUGUGAAAUCCAAAUCUGGUCACCCAUAAGUGAUUGCAUGCAUACAGUCAGCAGGGGGUACAGAAAGCCUGCAGCUUACAAUGUGAACAGCAGGUGGAGCUAAAUACCCUUUAGAAAAGACAAAUUAAUGAACCAGAGGAUUGAGGAAUAUGUGCCUCAAAUCUGACUCAAAAUACAGGAACAGGUUUGGGUUCACGACCUCUUGAGGAUAAAUCGAAUAUUUAUCAAAACUGACCUUAAAAUUCGCUUCUUUCUUUCUACAAGUUACUUUCCUGACCUGAGUUUGACAGUGUAGUGCUUAUUAAUAUUGCAGGCAUCAAAUAUACAAAUAUCUUGUCUUUGUACUGCAUUAUAUUGAAUGUAGUUCGUAAAGGAUUUGUAAAUCAUUGCAUUCUGUAUUUAUUUUAUAUUUUGCGCAGUAUCCCAACCUUUUAUCAAAUCAGGUUUAUAAUAUCUUCUAACCACUGUUGUCAAUGCUGUACAUUUGGACUAAUAAAGCUUCAGAAAAGCAUUUAAUAAAUAGACCCACUGAUCAUUGCUCACAGCAUGUUAAGGCUUUUGACA